AUGGCCGCAGCCAUUACCGUUCGCGCCAGCUCCACUCAGAACGGAGUCAGCGGUCGGCAUGUAGCAGCCGCAGCCACCAUCAGUAUUGUCGAGCAGCUGAAGCCACCACGGAGUACCAGCUUUAUGCAGCACGCUUUCAAGCAGCAGCCGCAGCCACCAUCAAUGAACCAACCUUGCAAGGCCAGCCUCCUGUUGUCGAGCAGCCGAAGCCACUACCAAGUACCAGCUUUAGGCAGCCAGCACGCUUAG
Molecule: messenger RNA, 249 nt
Organism: Ramularia collo-cygni
Lineage: Eukaryota; Fungi; Ascomycota; Dothideomycetes; Mycosphaerellales; Mycosphaerellaceae
Exons: 1
Coding region: 1-249 (82 amino acids)
Source: RefSeq, a predicted model, not a curated record